Messenger RNA from Paramecium sonneborni, 2010 nucleotides. NCBI's taxonomy places the organism in Eukaryota, Ciliophora, Oligohymenophorea, Peniculida, Parameciidae. The record is from the annotation of a GenBank genome assembly.
AUUAAAUAUAAUGAUAGAUAAUAAACCUAAGAUCAAGAUUGUAAAGCAAAAUCAUUAAAUCAAUUCAUCAGCAGCUAAUCCUCAUAACACUUACUUAGAUACAAAAGAAGCAGAAUAUUUAAAAAAUUAUCAAAACAAAACAAACGAUACCUUUAAUUUAUGGGAUAAUAUUCUUGAAUGGUACAUUAGAACAUUAGGAGAUGAACUAUAUAAAUUGGCAUUUAUAAAUAAAGAUAAAUAUUAUAGAAUUAAGGUCUUUUGGCCUUUAGAUUGUGAAAUAUUUUUCCAGAAUAAUAAAUAAGGUAUAUUUAAGUAGAAUGAUAAUUAAAAACCCUAAUAAUUGGAUAAUAUUAGAUAUUACCUUAAUCAAUUCUAAAACUUUGAAAUAGAAGAUUAUUUUGAUGUGAUAAUUUUUCCUUUAAUUGAUAAAAAAAAUUUUAAAUUGACUCUAAAGGUUCUUGUUAACCCAUUUACAUUUUUAUUAGAUCAUUCUAAUUAAGAAAAUUUGAAGUAAAAAAAAAAAUAUUCAGAAAUUGAAGGUCUUUAGCUAUUUUAUGAAUUAGAAGAAUAUAAUCCUUUGAGGUAGAAUACUGAAAAGGAGUUUUCGAUUUUAUCACAAUUAACUAAUAGUAUAUUAAAAAAAUACGUGAUAAGAUAAGAAAUUAUAGAUUCACAAAAUAUGAUAAAACUAAUAGAACCAGAGGAAUUGAGAAGAAGAAUAGCACCUAUCAUAAAAGAAGAAACAAGAGUAGUUCUAUAUGAAUUAUAUUAAGAUUUAUGAGAAUUAUCAUUAUUAAAUUAAUUUUAUGAACAAACAUCUAUAAAAAUUCUCUUCAUUCUAAAAUUUUUAGAAGGAACAAUAAUCUUCAAAUAGGUAAUAUAGAUUAGCAUAAAAGAUGUAAUAAGAUUGCUUUAUGUGUAUCACAACUCAGUCUAUGAUUUGACAGACUUUGCUCAUAAGCAUCCAGGAGGUAAAGCAGCACUGAAUAUUUAUAAAGGAAGAGAUCUGGAGAAGGUAGAUAAUGAAUUUAUAAUUUAUAGAUAUUCUUCAAUCCAUCUAUACAUAAACAUAAUGCAAAUGCUCUUCAAGUUCUAGAGUAAUAUAAGAGUGGUAUUAUCGAAAUUAAGUAAUAGUCAUCCAUUUUUAAUUCCAAAUCGACUAAUUUCACUGUAACUUAGAUGCCAAAAUUACAAUCAAUAUCUAAUGACACUAAAACUUAGCCAAACAAAAAAACAUCUGCAAAGUCUUAAUCAGUAAAACCUAAGUCAUAUCAAAAUGAUGAUAGACUCAACUAAUCAAUGAAUAAUUUGAAUUAAUCAAUGACAAGCAGUGUAAAAUCACAUUUCUUACAUAUUCCAAAUUAAAUGGAAAUUAUGUAAUUAUAGAAGUAAAAACAAAAAUAAUUGAUUUAAACUUGGAAAUAAACAGAAAUUGAUGAACUUAAAAGAUAAUAAGCUGAAGUAUUAAGAUUAUAAAAGGAAAAAAAUUCAGACAAUGAUGAUAGAAAAGUUUAAAGUGAAAUUAUAUCUACAUAAAGAAAACCAUUAAAUCCUUAUUAUUAGGCCUGGCUUGAUAAAAAGAACAUUAAAUUCAACGAAACUAAUAUCAAUAAUAUCUUACCUUUAUCCCUUACUUAAAAUUAUAAAGAAGAUGAUUAAAAUACUAUUUAAAAUGAUACUUAAAGUUAUCAUCAAUAAAAACUAACUUAAUCUGAUAUAGGUUAAAAAUAAAAAAAAAAAAUCAAUCCUUAUUAUGAAGAGUGGAAAAGAAAAUAAGCUUAAAAAUAAUACCAACAAUUAUAAUAAUCUAUUAUUUGUGAAGAAAAUGAAUCAUAACUUUCAGGCUAACCAUCAUCAGUAAAUAAUAGCUUUUAAAGAUCAUUUUCACUUAUAAGUCAAAAAACUAUAGUAUAAGAGGAUCCAAAAUUAUAUGUUCCUGUUUUUUCUCCUAAAUUUAUCUCACCUUUAAAAGCAAAAUUUUAUAAUCCUAUAACAAAUCUAAAUGCAUGA